Messenger RNA from Theobroma cacao (cacao), 2581 nucleotides. RefSeq names its product phospholipase D alpha 4 (gene PLDEPSILON). Gene Ontology annotation, cellular component: plasma membrane. Gene Ontology annotation, biological process: phosphatidylcholine metabolic process; phospholipid catabolic process. NCBI's taxonomy places the organism in Eukaryota, Viridiplantae, Streptophyta, Magnoliopsida, Malvales, Malvaceae. The record is from RefSeq and is a predicted model, not a curated record. Gene Ontology annotation, molecular function: calcium ion binding; D-type glycerophospholipase activity.
UCACCAUUUAAGUAGCUUCUCUCUGCCUGUCUCUUUGUCUCUUUGAUAGCUAUUUGAAGGUUCUGAGCAAUGGAGGGAAAACAAAAGUUCCUCCAUGGAACACUUGAAGCUACAAUUUUUGAUGCAACACCUUACAUACCUCCAUUUCCAUUGAAUUGUGUACUUGCAAAUGGAAAGCCAACCUAUGUGACCAUCAAACUGGACAAUAAGAAGGUAGCAAAGACAACCCUUGAGCGUGAUCGUGUUUGGAACCAAACCUUCCAAAUUCUCUGUGCUCAUCCACCUGAUUCAACCAUCACCAUUACAAUGAAAACCAAGUGCUCAAUCUUAGGAAAAUUCUGUAUCCAGGCAGGACAAAUACUAAAUGAAGCUAGUUUGAUCAGCGGGUUCUUUCCUCUCCAAAUGGAAAAUGGUAAAACGAACCCAGAACUCAAGCUAAGGUUCAUGUUGUGGUUCAAACCAGCAGAGUUUGAACCAACCUGGGGUGAAGUACUUAAAUAUGGAGGAUUCCAGGGUCUUAGAAAUGCUACAUUUCCUCAACGGUCCAAUUGCCAUGUCAUGCUCUAUCAAGACGCACAUCAUAGCUCUGAAUUUCAGCCUCCGUUUUCUCUCUGUGGUAGUCCAAGAAAAUUAUGGGAGGAUGUAUACAAGGCCAUUGAGGGUGCAAAGCAUUUAAUUUACAUUGCAGGCUGGUCUUUCAAUCCGAAGAUGGUUCUGGUCCGAGAUCCUCAAACUAAUAUUCCACAUGCAAAAGGAAUAAAGCUUGGUGAAUUGUUGAAACGAAAAGCUGAAGAAGGUGUUGCAGUAAGAGUUAUGCUUUGGAAUGAUGAAACUUCCUUACCAUUUAUCAAGAACAAAGGAGUAAUGAGAACACACGAUGAAGAUGCUUUUGCGUACUUCAAACACACCAAAGUCAGAUGCAAGUUAUGCCCAAGAUUGCACCAUAAGUUCCCAACACUCUUUGCUCACCAUCAAAAGACUAUAACUGUUGAUGCUAGAACUUAUAGUACUUCUUCAGUAAACGAUAGGGAAAUCAUGAGCUUUGUCGGUGGAGUAGAUCUUUGCGAUGGCCGGUAUGAUACAGAGCAACAUUCCUUGUUUCGCACACUUAAUACAGGAGCUCAUUGUUUUGAUUUCUAUCAAACAAAUAUAUCUGGAGCCAGCCUUCACAAAGGAGGACCAAGGGAACCAUGGCACGAUGCUCACGCCUGCAUAACUGGGGAAGCUGCUUGGGAUGUGCUGGCCAAUUUUGAGCAAAGAUGGACGAAGCAAUGUGACCCUUCUUUGUUAUUGCCUACAAGCUCCAUACCGAAUCUCAUACGCCAGCCUUUUGCUUCAAGCAUUUCCAACGACAGGAAUUGGAAGGUACAAGUAUUUAGAUCAAUUGACCAUGUCUCGGUUAGCCAGUUGUCUAAAAACUUAACUGUUGAGCAAAGCAUCCAUGAAGCCUACGUGGAAGCAAUAAGGCGGGCGGAGAGGUUCAUAUACAUUGAAAACCAAUAUUUCAUUGGGGGAUGCCAUUUAUGGGAUAAAGAUAAGCACUCUGGCUGUAGAAAUUUGAUUCCCGUAGAGAUUGCACUUAAGGUGGCAAGCAAAAUCAAAGCAAAGGAGAGGUUUACCGUGUAUAUUUUGAUACCAAUGUGGCCUGAAGGAGUACCUGACAGUGAACCAGUUCAGGAUAUAUUGCACUGGACUAGAGAAACAAUGUCAAUAAUGUACAAAUUGAUUGGAGAAUCCAUAAAGGAAAGCGGCGAGCCAGGGCACCCGAGAGACUACCUUAACUUCUUCUGUCUUGCAAACAGGGAAACACAGAGCAAAGAAGAGUUCGUUCCUCCUCAUUCCCCUCAACCUUCAACACAAUACUGGAAUGCCCAAAAGCAUAGGAGGUUCAUGGUGUAUGUCCACUCCAAGGUCAUGAUAGUGGAUGAUUUGUACAUUCUAAUAGGAUCUGCAAACGUAAACCAAAGAUCCAUGGACGGGCGACGAGACACAGAAAUUGCAAUAGGAUGCUACCAGCUGCCAGAAAAUCCUGAAAGCAAUAAUUCCACAACUCCCAGAGAUAUCCAUGCCUAUCGAAUGUCGCUAUGGUAUGAGCACACUGGACUUGCCGAUGACGUAUUCCUGGAGCCACAGAGCCUGGAAUGUGUACAGAAGGUGCGUUCACUGGGCGACCAAAUGUGGCAAAUUUAUGCCAAUGAAGAAGAAAUUGCGGACAUGGAAGGAGUGCACCUAGUCACUUACCCCGUUAACGUGACGGUGGAUGGUUUGACUGAAGAUGUUGCCGAUGGCGGUGGGAAUUUUCCUGACACGAAAUCCCCCGUGAAGGGAAGACGAUCGAAAAUGCUGCCACCCAUUUUCACUACUUAGUUAUGGAAAUAUUAUUUAAGCUCAACAGGACUUACAUUCUAACUGUCAUUGUAACGAGCCGUGUAUUACGGUCCUGUCCUUUUAUGGGCUCCAAAUCCCAAAGGAAGAAUGCAAAUCACGGCCCUGUUACGGAACCUUUGAUUUGUUGUAAAGAUUGAAACGCAAGCAAAAGGGAAAAAAAUAAGACAACAAUUAUUUAUUAUUAUCACGAUAA